CUACGCACACUGGGUUGGCAAAGCCUUGGCAUUGAUGACUGGGACUUUGCGCAAAAGUUAAUUGAAAACAUAUUAUUUAAUUAGUUUUUCUUUUCGUUCCAGACACGAUGCCAGAUCACCAUGGGCUCCCAUAUAUCCUCCCAGUGGAAACAUGCCAGUCCUUAAGAACCUACCAGCUCGGCUGAAGGCUGGUCGGUUUAGUGUGGACUUGGAGACUACACGCAGUGCGCUAAUUCUCAGAAAAAUGAGCCUGAACCACAAUCCAUUUGAGGAGCCUGGCUCAGACGAGGACUGGCCCAGAAGCAAUGGAGGCUCACUUCUGGAUGGGGGUGUUCCCGGGGACAGGAACCCAUUUGAGGAUGAGGAAGAUGAAAAUGAGGCUAACGAGGUGCGCCGUGGAGGAUCAGGGAAAGGAAGCUCUAUCAAAGGCACACUGGAGCGCAUAAAGGGCGUAUCUCCACUCAAGACCCUGGGCAAGCUGGGCAAGAACUUGCGCAUGUCAGGCAGAAGCAAAGGCAAGGAAACCCCCUCCCCACAGGGGUCUAUAGGUUCAGCUUCACCAAUGACGAGGAAGAAGAAAGGCAGACGGAGUUCAGAGGGGAGCCUGCUACGAAUGGCAGGAAAGUGUAAAGAUCGCAAGGAGAGUUUGAACAAUGGUGACAUGUGCUCAGAAAUCGAUGCUGACUCAACCAGUCGUCGACUCUCCUUCCUGAAGAUGGUGGGCAAGGGCAAGAUAAAAAGGGAGUCCUUGCAGGACCACUCAUCAUCACUAGGACCUGAGGAAGAGCCAGUGGAGGAAGUACCAGAGGUUAAACCUAGGGAGCCACUCUCAGUAUUGGAGAUCCUGCAGUUGGUGACGAAAAGAGAUUUGUUUUUGGCCGAUACUCACAUCCUCGAGCUGGAGCAGGAGUGUCGGGAGGCUGAAUUUCCACCAGCAGGAGGCAUUGAGGAGUUCAGCAGUCCCAGCAGCAAAGACAGCAGUCGGCGUAAAGCCAAAGACGUAGAGCUGCUAUAUGAGGCCCUGCAAAAAGAGCUGUGGGAUGUGGUGAGGGAGUCUCUGCGUUCCCCCACUGCUGGGCCCAAUCUGGGACUGGUGGUACAGGUGCUUCAGCAGGAGGAACAGGCUGAUCGGGACUGGGCUCAGGAUGAGAGAGCCACUCCAGGAGGUCCACGUCCGAGGGACUUAAAAAAACGCUGGAGGGAGGCAGUAGUUGAGUUGGCAGACGGAAACUUACCUCAGCAUGAAGAAGCCCGGGUGGGCGAGCUGGCGGCCUACCUGGAUAAGCUCAGGGUCCGGAUGGUAGAGGAUCUCGGAGCAGCACGGCGUAAUGUGGUGUCUGUAUAUCCUGCAGAAUAUGACUCCUUCCAAGUGUACACACAAAGCUACCACCAGGCUGUAACGCGUCGUCUCAAAUUAAUCACUACUGAAGAUCUGCAGAUCACUGAUAUAUACUCUUUGCUAGACUGGCUUUACAACAUCUAUAACAGGGAUGUCCUUGGAACGGUCACCAUAACAACACCCAUUAACCUCGCUCAGCUUGGUCCACUGCUGCCAGCGGAGACAGUUGAAAAACUGGAGCUCGACUGCCUCAAUUCUGUCAGGGGGAAAGUGACAACUGAGCUGUCUCAGGUUCUGGAAGAGGAGGAAAAGAGGUGGCUGGACACCCUGAACAUCGAAGAGUAUCAGAUACCUCUGGCCCGCACUGUUAUUCAGAGGCUACAGGAGGACCUUGAGAGAUCUGCAGCCAUAAACCACCAAUUGGGAUCACGAGUAGCUCAGUGCAGUCUCAAUGGACUAGCAGAUUUAUUAUACAGCUUUCAGAGAAAGGUGGAGAUGUUCCAUGAGAUGCUAGUGAGUGGGUUUGGAGAAAAUGAAGAUGGUUACAUUGCUAAAACCAUCGCCCUUGUCAACUGCUGUCCACCAUUUAGGAGCUUUGUACAGCGUUGCGGGCAGUGUGACCCCUCAGCCAGUGAGGACUCCAUUCGAAGAGGCAACACUGCUCUGGACAGGAUAGUCAACUUGAGUACGAGAGUGCUGAACGACAGACUUUUCGAACCUAUCAGGCCCCUCUUUGAUAAACUGAUUAAAAGGAAAUGGCUGAGCAACACAGAGCCUUUUGAGCAAAUCGAAGGGCACAUAAAAGAGCACUUCAAGAAGUUUCGCAGGAUGGACAAUCCACCUUACGAGGUACUGGUAGUGGAGGUGCACAGGCGUGUGAUGACUGAAUAUAUCCGGGCCAUCAUGAGGGGCAGAAUCAUCUGCACAUCACUCAAAAUGAGAAAGAGAAUGGCUGGUCGUCUCCGUGACGAGGGAAAGAGUCUAAAAACUCUUUUCAAAGAGUUGGAAUCCUCUGCCUCAUGGCUUGACAGCGUUAUUCCUCACCUGUCAGAGAUAAUUCUCUUGGAAGACACUCCCUCCAUCCAAAUGGAAGUCGGCAUGCUGGUACGGGAAUUCCCUGACAUACGGAGAAAACAUGUCUCUGCCAUACUAAAUAUCCGUGGGAUGACCCGACAGACAGAGAGGCAAGAGAUCUUGAACAUAGUGAAAGACAUCGAGAACAGUGACACCCUUACGCGGGUGUCCCGGGACAGGGCUCUUUUCGCAGAAGUGCCGGUGACAUCAGAAGUACAUUGUCUAAAUGUAGGUCUGAGCCGCAUCGCCCUCACCACCUCAUCCUUUUUCUCCAGCAUGCGGUCCCGGCGCAGGAGAACUCCAACCAGGGAAAACCAAGAUGACAUGCUAUAAUCCAGUGCAAAGGCUCUUGAGCUUCUCAGAGGGAUUUCAUACUGAGUUUUCCAGCACACAUGGUGCACUGGAGCUUUACAGAACAGUGCCAUUUGGCAAGUCAGGACAGAAGUGGGGACAUUUUUCAGAUGCUUGUGCAUUACAAGAUCUCUGAAUUGAGAAAAUGACAGCACUAAAGUUGGCAUCACUACUGUUGUUUUUGCACAGCAAACUGUGGAAAAGUUUUGUGUGAAAUAUACAGUAUAUACCAUUUCAGUGGAAUUAAAAGAUGUAAUCAUCUCAAUAUAUAGUGCAAGUGUCAUUGAACUCUAUCACUGCACAGAAUGCAGAAGUGAUAUUAAGCAACCAUCUCUAAGAAAGUCUUUUAAGAUCAUAAAUUGCAGGGGUCACAAGAGUUGAUAUAUAAAAAAAAAGAGAGAAAAAACUACUGAUCGGAAACACUGCUCAGUUUUGAAAAUUAAUAAAUUAGGAUUUUUUUUUUCUUCUGAAUCAUUCCACAUCUGAUUUUCACUUUUUGACAGUAAUUGGUCAGGAUUAAAUAGUGUUUUUGUUUUUAGUUGCAUGUGACAGAAGACUGAUUUUAAGGUACUAUGCAACAACUAUGCAUUUGUUUUGAUCAUAUUUAAAUGAAUUGUUUCAUGAUCCAGCCAUCGGUUAUCUUGUCAUAGAAGAUUAAUGUAUGUUUUAAUUUGUAAUUGUGAGAUGAAUCAAGUGUGCCUGUGAAAGAAAUGAUGAGGGGCUAUUUAAAUACCACAAGAUUUGUUUAUUGCAGUAAUAAUUUCAUUCUGCUAUAGAAAACAACAACAGUAACCAACCCAAUAGCUACAACCAAAAAUAUGUUUGCCUUAGUUAGCCUUAAUACCUUAAAGGAACUGGUCUAUACACAUUCUUAGUAUUCGUUUUGGGGUUGUUUACUUUAAAUCCCAUGUACCAAACCUUCAAAGGACCAAGCUGAAGUUUUGUAUGUACCAUGUAACAGAGUUCAUCUCCUAUAAAUAUUGUCUUUAAUCUAACUUGUAUAUGUUGAUGUGUGAACACCAUGGCAAAGAAAUCAAAGAUACAACAUUUCAGUAAACUUUAGGGUACUCUGCAUGUACACAUACAAAUAGUAUGAACUUUGACAUUAACUGAUUUUUUGGUUAUAGGAAAACAUAUUUUAUAGUGUACAAAUAUUGAAUCACAUAUUAAUAAAUUACAGA
This is a messenger RNA of Xyrauchen texanus (razorback sucker), 3945 nucleotides long. RefSeq names its product tumor necrosis factor alpha-induced protein 2-like. Gene Ontology annotation, molecular function: SNARE binding. Lineage: Eukaryota; Metazoa; Chordata; Actinopteri; Cypriniformes; Catostomidae. The record is from RefSeq and is a predicted model, not a curated record. The transcript is spliced from 13 exons. Gene Ontology annotation, cellular component: exocyst. The coding region runs from base 152 to 2746 and encodes 864 amino acids. Gene Ontology annotation, biological process: exocyst localization; exocytosis.